Messenger RNA from Saccostrea echinata, 2087 nucleotides. Its product is annotated as tripartite motif-containing protein 2-like. Gene Ontology annotation, biological process: positive regulation of DNA-templated transcription. NCBI's taxonomy places the organism in Eukaryota, Metazoa, Mollusca, Bivalvia, Ostreida, Ostreidae. Bases 1 to 1767 code for a protein of 588 amino acids. The transcript has a single exon. Gene Ontology annotation, molecular function: ubiquitin-protein transferase activity; zinc ion binding; protein binding. The record is from RefSeq and is a predicted model, not a curated record. Gene Ontology annotation, cellular component: nucleoplasm; chromatin.
AUGGCAUUAUCUAAAAUGGAUAAACCCCACAAUGCCCAACACUUUUUAGAAUGUGACAUUGAAGAAUGUGAAAGAAACUUUGAGUUCUAUUGCAACGUUUGUCAUCAAAGAUUGUGCAAACAAUGCAGCGAAGAACAUCUGAAAAGUCCAGUAAAUAAGGACCAUGAGGUGGUCCUUUACCAGCAACGUAAAAGACAAUUUCCUGUGGAGAAAUGCAAGAUCCACCCCAAUAAAGAUAUCGACAUGCUCUGUGAAGAAUGCCAAGUUUCAGUAUGUUCCAAAUGUGCCACACAGGGAGACCAUCGGGGGCAUAUAUUUACUGAUCUUGAAACUAUUUAUGCAGAAAAAUGUGCAGUCUUUCAAGAAGAAAUUAGAAAAAUCCAUGAAUACUUUCUCCCCACAUCACAAGAUUUACAAAGAGAAAUCAAAAAAGACUCCUCAGAUAUCAGACACAUUAUGGACAACAUCAGAACAUCCAUGAAGACUGAAGGCGAGUCCCUGAAAAGUCUGGUAGACACAGUCGUAUCUGAGAAUAUGAAGCAGCUAGACCAGAUAGAGCAUUCACUGUUGGAUGAUCUAAACACCCAAGACAAGACAUUGGAUGAUUACAUCACUUAUCUUAAUAACCUUGUCAAAGAGCUCCACGGAUGCCUGUCCUCUACAGAACCCCAGAAAUUAAUGUCUGAGAAGAAGCCAAAGAUCCAAUCCAUACCAGAGAUAAUAAAACCAGUCACACCAGGAUUUACUGCUGGUCAAUACAGCAAAUUUGAUGUUACCAAAUUACUUGGUGAAAUACAUGUCCCCAACACUAAGGCAGAAAAGAGAGAAAUAAGGCCCUUUGAAAAUGUCCACAAUACAACAAUGAAAUCGACUCAAGAACAGAAGGAAGAAGACAGAGAGAAAUCUGACAAGAAACAAACAAUAUCUCUAUCUGCCUCUGUCACCAAGGUCAGGGAGUUCAAUGUACCAGGUGUUGAUGAUGUAUACCAUAUAUCACUAGAUCAAUCAGACAGACUAUGGAUCAGUGACAGUAAUGGUAAUCUUGUCCAAACAGAUCUACAGGGGAACGAGAUACAGAAGAUAGAAACCAGUGGUGGGGAUGAAGGUUAUCACACAGUCACACAAGAUGGGGAUCUCAUAUUUACUGACCAAGACACGAAAAUCAUCUAUAGGAUAACACAGGAUAAUAAUAUCACUGAAUUCAUUAAAACUGAAGACUGGGAACCACUCAGCAUACACUCCUCCCACAUUAAUGGGGACAUACUGGUGGGGAUGGUGAGGGUUAGAGAGGCUAAAGGACUGUUUAAAAAGGGGAAGAAAAAAGAGAAAAGUAAAAUCACCAGGUACAAUAAGACAGGAAAAGAACUACAGAACAUACAGAGGGAUAACAAAGGACAGAAAUUGUAUAACCUACCACAUUACAUCACAGAAAACAUCAAUGGAGAUAUCUGUACAUCAGACUUUGAUAUAAGAGCAGUAGUGGUGGUGAAUAAAUCAGGACAACACAGGUUCUCCUACACAGGUCAGGAGUCAGAGUUCCUUCCCUACGGAAUCUGCACUGAUGUCCUCGGUCACAUCCUGGUGUGUGAUGGAUUCUUUCAUAGUAACACUGUUCACAUCCUUGAUCAGGACGGUCAAAUCUUGUCUCUAUUACUCACACAACAACAAGGGGUAUAUCGUCCCUGUAGUGUGUGUGUGGAUGAAGAGAACAAUCUUUAUGUGGGACAAGUAAACAACACACUGACUGUGUACAAGUAUCUCCAGUGAUUAUUUCUUAUUCUGUCAUAAACACUGCAAAUCAAAAUAUGCAUUUACUCAUCAGUUUUGUUACUUUAUAUUCAAUUAUCACAAAAAGUGAUUCUUAAUUGUUUUAUCAUUAUUUUACACGGCAUAUUGAUGUGUCAAAAUUAAAGUAACCAGGUCAAUAUUAUGGUGCGCACUAGGCACUUAUUUUUGUUAAUUGCUUAGAAUCACAUAAAUUUACGUAAAACACGUAUAAUGUAAAAUUAUAUUAAACUACAUAUUUUGCCGAAUGUGAAUGAAAUCAACAUAUAGUGUUCCAAGAAAUUAUUGAGAAUUUUUUAAUG